This is a messenger RNA of Dufourea novaeangliae, 1002 nucleotides long. RefSeq lists its product as uncharacterized. The record is from RefSeq and is a predicted model, not a curated record. Lineage: Eukaryota; Metazoa; Arthropoda; Insecta; Hymenoptera; Halictidae. Bases 1 to 1002 code for a protein of 333 amino acids. The transcript is spliced from 4 exons.
AUGGCCGUGAGGUCUACGAUCGUGGUGCUGCUGACCACCGUCGUCGUUGUGGUGUCUUCGGCUGGAUUUCUCGAGACGCUGCUCUCGUGGGACCUGCCCGACGCCGUUGGCCGAUCGUCGACGCCGCAGUCCCAGUGUCUGUGCCAGACGACCAAUUGUCUGUGCUGCGUCGACUUGAAUCUGACGGCGACCAUCGACCUGGGCGGGCCGGCUUGCAUCAACGUGAAACAGAAGGAGCAGAACGUCUCUUUGAACUUGAGCUACGGCGACAAUCCCGUGCACAAUGCCACCAUUAAGAUUGCCGAUGCAGCCAACAAACCAACGUGCAUGAACCUUCUGUCGGACCUGGCGCAAAUAUGCGCGAAAUUUACGUCGAUCAAACAAUCCGACGCCGGUUACGACGGGUGUCUGGUGAUCGAGCCCGCAUUGUUGGGCACACCGCAAGCCACCUACCACAUGGGAUGCUUCAAUUUCAAUCAAGUCGUGCGGCAAGUCGAAGUCUCCGCCAUCACAGAGACGACAGAGCCCGCCGAGAGCACCGAAGAAGAGGAUUCCCUGAACACCGAGGAGCUUAUAGCAGCGGUGACCGCAAGUGCGGAGCAAGGCAUAGCUCUGUUCUCGCAGUGGCUCGGUCUCAACUUGAACCCGAAAUUGAACCUGACUAACAAGAACAAUAACCAAGGGACCAACCAACGAGCCGAAGUACCCACGACGUCGAGAUCGGCUCGGACUCACUGGGACCAGGACGAGAAGAACGACGAACGUUUCAAACAGUUGUUAAGCGCCCAAGACAACGUUCUGAAAGGUUCAGCGACGAUCGGCCGAUCGAUCGGCGCCGAGACAACAUUCGUCUACUCGAAACCCUCUGAACUGUUGUCCGAGAACAGUUCAGGGGAGAAGAGGGUCGAGGAAGUCGUUCCUCAACACCUGGCCGUGGUACCAAAGGAGUCCAGACGUGGUGGCAGAGCGUACAACAUUCACCAGCACGUGAACGAAAUUUGA